UUCCGGGUCAGAGGUGACAGCCUGUCCGCUGCGUUUGGAAGUUUCUAGCACUGAGUAGCUAACAUGUGAAGUGAUGUGAGAUAUUAAAGAGCUUCUCCGUGUCUGUGUUCUCGGGUGUGUUUCUGCAGUAAAGCCGGCGAUGUUCGGAUGUUUAGUCGCGGGCAGACUGGUCCAGACGGACGCGCAGCAGGUCUCCGCGGAUAAGUUCGUGUUCGAUCUGCCGGACUGCGAGCGUGUGCAUCAUGUGGUGGUGUUCCUGCUGGGCACGGUGCCCUUCCCGGCCGGCAUGGGCGGCGCGGUGUACUUCUCCUUCCCGGACCCUGCACUCGGCCCGGUCUGGCAGCUCCUGGGCUUCAUCACCAACGACAAGCCCAGCGCCAUAUUCAAGAUCUCCGGGCUGAAAGCUGGCGAGGGUGGUGCGCAUCCGUUCGGGAUGAUGGCCGCUUCUCAGGCUCCAUCAGUCGCUCAGGUCGGAGUCUCCGUUGAAUCUCUGGAUCUUCUCGCACAACAAACACCAGUUUCACAUUCAGCCGUUUCCACCGUCGACUCCUUCACACAGUUCACACAGAAGAUGCUGGAGAGCUUCUACAACUUCACCUCCUCUUUUGCGCUGUCUCAGUCCCAGAUGACGCCGAACCCUUCAGAGAUGUUCGUUCCUGCGAGCUCCAUCCUCAGAUGGUAUGAAAACUUUCAGAGGCGAAUGAUGCAGAAUCCAAACUUCUGGAAGACGUGACGCUUGCGUUGUGUUUUUAAUAGUUUCCUGGAGAAGAACAUAAUCUUGUUUAAUGUUCAGUUUUCAUGAGUUUCACCUGG
Rhinichthys klamathensis goyatoka is the source of this 813-nucleotide messenger RNA. RefSeq names its product heat shock protein nuclear import factor hikeshi (gene hikeshi). Lineage: Eukaryota; Metazoa; Chordata; Actinopteri; Cypriniformes; Leuciscidae. The transcript has 5 exons. The record is from RefSeq and is a predicted model, not a curated record. Gene Ontology annotation, cellular component: cytosol; nucleus. The coding region runs from base 140 to 733 and encodes 197 amino acids. Gene Ontology annotation, biological process: protein import into nucleus. Gene Ontology annotation, molecular function: Hsp70 protein binding; nuclear import signal receptor activity.